Messenger RNA from Chlorocebus sabaeus (green monkey), 3055 nucleotides. NCBI's taxonomy places the organism in Eukaryota, Metazoa, Chordata, Mammalia, Primates, Cercopithecidae. The record is from RefSeq and is a predicted model, not a curated record.
CCUCCCAAAGUGCUGGGAUUACAGGCUUGAGCCACCGCGCCCAGCGAGUUUCAUUUUUAUCAGACGCAUUCCUUCAGUCCAGGUGUAACUCCCUUCGCUUCCCCUGGGUCUGAUGGAAACCAGGCCCCGAGGUGGGAGGUGGGAGAGAGACAGCCCCGCUGGGCAGCGGGCCUCUGCAGAGACCUGUCCAGGGCUGGGGUCGGGCGACGGUCUGUUUCCCUAAUUUAUUUCAAACCAGGAGCCGUAACUGGUCUGCCUCACCCCUGGCCUCUGUAUUUUUAAUAUUCUUUUUGUGAGCUAGCAGGGAUGUUGUAAAUACACUGAGCUGACUGAGGGCUGGAUGGGAGGUUCCAGCGAAGGCUGUGCUUUGCUGACGACUUUCCCCCUCACAGUGCAGUCCAGUUAUCUGAGAGCCGUUAAACACCGCGUGCUGAGAAGACACCGUCGUUUUUCACCCAGGAGCUAGACUUUGUUCCCUUUACAAAGUGUUCUAUCAAAAACAUAUCAUAAUCGAAAAGUACAAAGUGUUCUAUCAAAAACAUAUCAUAAUCGAAAAGUUUUCUGAAAGAUAAAACUGCAUGUCACAGAUUAAUCUCAACAUUAUGUUGCGUGAAGGAAGACGGACACUGAAGGCCACACAUUGUAUUUGAAAUGUCCGGGAAAAGGCAGAACUGUAGACAGCAGAUGGGUUGUUGCCUGGGGUGAGGGCACACCCCGCAGCGGGCCACAGUGACAGGCACACCUGCGCACAUUUGCUCCCGCGUCACCCCGCACCACACACGGGGAAGUGUGCACGCUCCUUCCAGGGACAGCGAGAGGAGCCCCCGCUCUGUCAACGCUCUGAAGGUGCUCCGGGUGCUGGCAGAAGCCAGCAGACUCCUUUGCUGAGGAGCUGGUGCCUGUCCAGACGCGGAAGAAAGCUGACACCUCCCACGUGGGGGACAGAAACGUCCUCUCAUUGGUGCCACCUGCAGAGAUAGACAAGGAGUGCCGGGCCGUCAGAGGACGCUCCUGACAGCGACACAAUGACCACUAUAAAAGUCAGGCGGGCCGAGGAGGAGACAAAGGCCAGGACGCUCUGCAGCUGUAGGGUAAGAGGAGCUGCCUGCCCUGAUGGAGAAAUUUAAGGCUGCGAUGUUGCUGGGGAGCGUCGGCGAUGCUCUUGGCUACAGAAAUGUCUGCAAGGAGAACAGCACUGUGGGCAUGAAGAUUCAGGAGGAGCUGCAACGUUCUGGGGGCCUGGACCACCUCGUCCUCUCGCCAGGAGAAUGGCCCGUGAGUGACAAUACCAUCAUGCACAUGGCAACCGCCGAGGCCCUCACCACAGACUACUGGUGCCUGGAUGAUCUGUACCGGGAGAUGGUGAGGUGCUAUGUGGAAAUCGUUGAGAAGCUUCCAGAACGCCGGCCAGACCCAGCUACCAUUGAAGGCUGCGCUCAGCUGAAGCCCAAUAACUACCUCCUCGCCUGGCACACACCGUUCAACGAAAAGGGCUCAGGGUUUGGAGCGGCCACCAAGGCCAUGUGCAUCGGCCUGCGGUACUGGAAGCCCGAGCGGCUGGAGACCCUCAUUGAGGUCAGCGUGGAGUGCGGCCGGAUGACCCACAACCAUCCCACAGGCUUCCUGGGCUCCCUGUGCACGGCCCUGUUUGUGUCGUUCGCCGCACAAGGAAAGCCGCUGGUCCAGUGGGGGAGAGACAUGCUCCGGGCAGUACCCCUGGCAGAAGAGUACUGCAGGAAGACCAUCCGGCACACGGCAGAAUACCAGGAGCACUGGUUUUACUUUGAAGCUAAAUGGCAGUUUUAUUUGGAGGAGAGGAAAAUCAGUAAAGACUCAGAAAAUAAAGCCAUCUUCCCCGACAAUUAUGACGCAGAGGAGAGGGAAAAGACCUACAGGAAGUGGAGCUCGGAAGGUCGAGGGGGAAGACGAGGCCAUGAUGCCCCCAUGAUAGCCUAUGAUGCCCUCCUUGCAGCAGGCAACAACUGGACUGAGCUGUGUCACCGGGCCAUGUUUCAUGGAGGGGAGAGCGCAGCCACGGGCACCAUUGCAGGCUGCCUGUUUGGGUUGCUGUAUGGCCUGGACCUCGUUCCCAAAGGCUUGUACCAAGACCUGGAGGACAAGGAGAAGCUGGAGGACCUGGGCGCGGCCCUCUACCGCCUGUCCACAGAGGAGAAGUAAAGCCAUUUCUGCCACUUUGCCCUAGAGAGCCAGUGCCACCCCUGGGGCCCAUAGUGUCCUCUCGCAGCCCCCUGGGUGAGGGCGUCCCUGUGCGGCUCCACUGCAGUCUGCGCCUGACUGGUCACAUCUAACUCUCAUUUCCAAUCUCAGAAUCCUAACUGUUGCAUAAAAUACACCGUUUGUCCUGCGGGAAUAUUUUCCGUCCUCCACCACCAUCCACAUUGACAUUGUGUGGCUUGUCACACUCGGACGUCCACGCGUGGCACUCACCCGCAGUCUCCCGGACAGACGGUGUAUUUUAUUCCGCCGCAGAGCUAAUGCUGUUUACUCACUCACUUCAACAACACUAACUGUGGUGGCCUCCAGCAGGCCCCCGCUGCAGACCCUCCGUCCCGCCUCCGCCUCCACCUCCAGGCAUGCAUUUCCCUCAAGGGCCGAUGCGCCACCUCCCCGCCCUCCACCCCCCGCCAUGUCCACAGUGGGCUGUGUGUGCCUGGACAGAGAAACGGUCCACACUGGGAGCUGGGGGACACAUAUACAAGCAUUGCUCUUAACCCCACCCACCUGUUUAAUCACACUAGAUUUUAAGAUCACUCUCUUUUUGAAACAACUCACGGAGAAAACCAGAACCUAAAUGGCCUCCUGCCAGCUCCGGCGUCUCUCUGUGGUCUGCCUUAGCGGGCCAGGUCCAGAUGCAGAGCAGGCCUUUCCCCUCCGCGCCUGCCCUGCCGGGCUCGCUGACGAGGAAGCGCUGUCCCUGCCAUGAGGUUCUCUCUCAGAGAGUCUGGGAAAAGAGAUCACUUGCUCUUGUUGAAAAUACAUUUGGACGUGAUUUUUCCGUGCAACAUCUGGUGUGAAUAAAACAGCAGUUGACUGA